AUGCCAGUUACUGUCGAGGAAGUCGUUUUGAGGUACCUUGAAGCCACAUGUCCUAGCGCUGCCGAGGCAUUCAAAAACAGAGUUCCGCUGCAGAAUCAUCAAGAAAAAAACCAGAAUAACGCGAGUGGAGCAAUCAUUGAAGAUGCCGUGCGAUUAUACAACAAUCAGGAAACCUCCGUUCAUACCGACGAAGAAAAUGAACCUCUUUACAAACUCCUAGGAAAAAGAAUAGCUGAAGACUGUGACGUGAAAAAAAGUGAACAGGCUCGAAAGAAAGCGCGCACUGAGACAUCAGAAAACAAAAGAAAAGCAAAAGACAUCGAGAAUAAAGGUAAAGUAACACCGAAGAAACCGGUGGCACCUGAGAGCUCUUCUGAUGAUGAUGAUGAACCCGUUCGGAAACCAUUGGUGAAAGCCAAUAGUUCACCCAAGAGCAACGCUGCAGUGAAGAAACCGGUGGCACCUGACAGCUCUUCUGAUGAUGAUGAUGAACCCGUUCGGAAACCAUUGGUGAAAGCCAAUAGUUCACCCAAGAGCAACGCUGCAGUGAAGAAACCGGUGGCACCUGACAGCUCUUCUGAUGAUGAUGAACCCGUUCGGAAACCAUUGGUAAAGGCCAAUAGUUCACCCAAGAGCAACGCUGCAGUGAAGAAACCGGUGGCACCUGACAGCUCUUCUGAUGAUGAUGAACCCGUUCGGAAACCACUGCUGAAAGCCAAUAGUUCACCCAAGAGCAACGCUGCAGUGAAGAAACCGGUGGCACCUGACAGCUCUUCUGAUGAUGAUGAACCCGUUCGGAAACCAUUGGUGAAAGCCAAUAGUUCACCCAAGAGCAACGCUGCAGUGAAGAAACCGGUGGCACCUGACAGCUCUUCUGAUGAUGAUGAUGAACCCGUUCGGAAACCACUGGUAAAGGCCAAUAGUUCACCCAAGAGCAACGCUGCAGUGAAGAAACCGGUGGCACCUGACAGCUCUUCUGAUGAUGAUGAACCCGUUCGGAAACCACUGCUGAAAGCCAAUAGUUCACCCAAGAGCAACGCUGCAGUGAAGAAACCGGUGGCACCUGACAGCUCUUCUGAUGAUGAUGAACCCGUUCGGAAACCAUUGGUGAAAGCCAAUAGUUCACCCAAGAGCAACGCUGCAGUGAAGAAACCGGUGGCACCUGACAGCUCUUCUGAUGAUGAUGAUGAACCCGUUCGGAAACCACUGGUAAAGGCCAAUAGUUCACCCAAGAGCAACGCUGCAGUGAAGAAACCGGUGGCACCUGACAGCUCUUCUGAUGAUGAUGAUGAACCCGUUCGGAAACCACUGCUGAAAGCCAAUAGUUCACCCAAGAGCAACGCUGCAGUGAAGAAACCGGUGGCACCUGACAGCUCUUCUGAUGAUGAUGAUGAACCCGUUCGGAAACCAUUGGUGAAAGCCAAUAGUUCACCCAAGAGCAACGCUGCAGUGAAGAAACCGGUGGCACCUGACAGCUCUUCUGAUGAUGAUGAUGAACCCGUUCGGAAACCAUUGGUGAAAGCCAAUAGUUCACCCAAGAGCAACGCUGCAGUGAAGAAACCGGUGGCACCUGACAGCUCUUCUGAUGAUGAUGAUGAACCCGUUCGGAAACCAUUGGUGAAAGCCAAUAGUUCACCCAAGAGCAACGCUGCAGUGAAGAAACCGGUGGCACCUGAGAGCUCUUCUGAUGAUGAUGAUGAACCCGUUCGGAAACCAUUGGUGAAAGCCAAUAGUUCACCCAAGAGCAACGCUGCAGUGAAGAAACCGGUGGCACCUGAGAGCUCUUCUGAUGAUGAUGAACCCGUUCGGAAACCAUUGGUGAAAGCCAAUAGUUCACCCAAGAGCAACGCUGCAGUGAAGAAACCGGUGGCACCUGAGAGCUCUUCUGAUGAUGAUGAUGAACCCGUUCGGAAACCACUGCUGAAAGCCAAUAGUUCACCCAAGAGCAACGCUGCAGUGAAGAAACCGGUGGCAUCUGAGAGCUCUUCUGAUGAUGAUGAUGAACCCGUUCGGAAACCACUGGUGAAAGCCAAUAGUUCACCCAAGAGCAACGCUGCAGUGAAGAAACCGGUGGCACCUGACAGCUCUUCUGAUGAUGAUGAUGAACCCGUUCGGAAACCACUGGUAAAGGCCAAUAGUUCACCCAAGAGCAACGCUGCAGUGAAGAAACCGGUGGCACCUGAGAGCUCUUCUGAUGAUGAUGAUGAACCCGUUCGGAAACCACUGGUGAAAGCCAAUAGUUCACCCAAGAGCAACGCUGCAGUGAAGAAACCGGUGGCACCUGACAGCUCUUCUGAUGAUGAUGAUGAACCCGUUCGGAAACCACUGGUAAAGGCCAAUAGUUCACCCAAGAGCAACGCUGCAGUGAAGAAACCGGUGGCACCUGACAGCUCUUCUGAUGAUGAUGAUGAACCCGUUCGGAAACCACUGCUGAAAGCCAAUAGUUCACCCAAGAGCAACGCUGCAGUGAAGAAACCGGUGGCACCUGACAGCUCUUCUGAUGAUGAUGAUGAACCCGUUCGGAAACCAUUGGUGAAAGCCAAUAGUUCACCCAAGAGCAACGCUGCAGUGAAGAAACCGGUGGCACCUGACAGCUCUUCUGAUGAUGAUGAUGAACCCGUUCGGAAACCAUUGGUGAAAGCCAAUAGUUCACCCAAGAGCAACGCUGCAGUGAAGAAACCGGUGGCAUCUGAGAGCUCUUCUGAUGAUGAUGAUGAACCCGUUCGGAAACCAUUGGUGAAAGCCAAUAGUUCACCCAAGAGCAACGCUGCAGUGAAGAAACCGGUGGCACCUGAGAGCUCUUCUGAUGAUGAUGAUGAACCCGUUCGGAAACCAUUGGUGAAAGCCAAUAGUUCACCCAAGAGCAACGCUGCAGUGAAGAAACCGGUGGCACCUGAGAGCUCUUCUGAUGAUGAUGAUGAACCCGUUCGGAAACCACUGGUGAAAGCCAAUAGUUCACCCAAGAGCAACGCUGCAGUGAAGAAACCGGUGGCACCUGACAGCUCUUCUGAUGAUGAUGAUGAACCCGUUCGGAAACCACUGGUAAAGGCCAAUAGUUCACCCAAGAGCAACGCUGCAGUGAAGAAACCGGUGGCACCUGACAGCUCUUCUGAUGAUGAUGAACCCGUUCGGAAACCAUUGGUGAAAGCCAAUAGUUCACCCAAGAGCAACGCUGCGGUGAAGAAACCGGUGGCACCUGAGAGCUCUUCUGAUGUUGUGGAAGAUUUUGGGGUGACCGGUAGAAAGAGGUCUCUAUCACAUUAUGAAGGUGAGAGUGAGGAAAUUUUGAGGAAGGUGCCACGUGUUGAAGCUGUCGAUUCGUAUCGAAGAGACAGGAAGCAACCAGUGGUUGGGAAGUGCGAUGAUUUUUCUGUUCGUGGAUCUGGGAGUGUCCGUCGGCCAUUUCAACGUAUUGAUCCCACGAAGGUGGCGUUCGCUAGUAAUGAUCUGAGGGAUAAUGGGCCCAAAGCUGAGCAUAUGGCGUUGCGUCAAAACCAGGAAAUGAUGCGUGUGAAAGGGAAGAGCUUUAAUAAAUUGAAACAGAAAAACAAGGCAAAACUUUAUGCCUCCGGUGUUGAUGUUUCCGUAAGGUCGUUUCAGUUUGAGGACAGUGAAUAG
Trypanosoma brucei brucei TREU927 is the source of this 3618-nucleotide messenger RNA. RefSeq lists its product as hypothetical. The transcript has a single exon. The coding region runs from base 1 to 3618 and encodes 1205 amino acids. Lineage: Eukaryota; Euglenozoa; Kinetoplastea; Trypanosomatida; Trypanosomatidae. The record is from RefSeq and is a predicted model, not a curated record.